Ipomoea triloba (trilobed morning glory) is the source of this 1104-nucleotide messenger RNA. RefSeq names its product MADS-box transcription factor 23-like. Gene Ontology annotation, biological process: positive regulation of transcription by RNA polymerase II. Bases 135 to 857 code for a protein of 240 amino acids. NCBI's taxonomy places the organism in Eukaryota, Viridiplantae, Streptophyta, Magnoliopsida, Solanales, Convolvulaceae. Gene Ontology annotation, cellular component: nucleus. The transcript is spliced from 9 exons. The record is from RefSeq and is a predicted model, not a curated record. Gene Ontology annotation, molecular function: RNA polymerase II cis-regulatory region sequence-specific DNA binding; DNA-binding transcription factor activity, RNA polymerase II-specific; protein dimerization activity.
UGGUAAUAUAAGUAGUGGUUUAGGAGCUAACCUUUUGUGUUUUUCUUAUAUUUAGACCCAAAUUUUCUCCCAACAAUUCUUCUUUUUCUCUCAAAUUAAUCUGGUCCGGAAAACCCUAGCUAAGCGAAGAUCAGAUGGGGAGGGGAAAGAUUGCGAUCCGUCGGAUCGAUAACACGACGAGCCGGCAAGUCACUUUCUCCAAGAGAAGAAAUGGGCUGUUGAAGAAAGCCAAGGAGCUCGCCAUUCUCUGCGAUGCAGAGGUCGGAUUGGUUAUUUUCUCCAGCACCGGAAAGCUCUAUGAAUUUGCAAGUACCAGCAUGAAAGCAAUUAUGGAAGGAUAUAAUAAGACGAAAGAGCAAAGCCAGCAACUGCAGGAUUCAACAUCAGAACUCAAGUUUUGGCAAAGGGAAGCAACAAAUUUGAGGAAAGAACUACACAGCCUCCAACAAAAUCAUCGGCAAUUGAUGGGAGAAGAACUGUAUGGUUUAAGUGUUAAAGAUCUACAGAAUCUUGAGAACAAACUGGAUAUGAGUUUAAAGGGCAUCCGGGCCAAAAAGGAACAGAUAUUAAUUAAUGAGAUUGAAGAGCUAACCCGAAAGGGGACUAUCAUGCAUCAAGAAAAUCUGGAACUGUAUAAGAAGGUAAAACUCAUUCAACAAGAAAAUUCGGAACUGUACAGAAAGGCUUAUGGCACAAGGGAUCCAGAUGCUGCUGCAGUGACCAAGAAUAAUACAACAACUACUACAUCUGAUUUCACCUUCUGUGGGGAUUCACUUAGCCCCAUAGAUCUCCAGUUAAGCCAGCCUGAGCCCCCUCAAAACUUUGAUGUCAUGUCAAGAGCAUCAGACUUUGGGUAAAGGCUACUGAAGGCAUGCAGGAAAAUGCAACAAAAACACUAACAAGUAUGGGUUGUGGGGAUAAUCUAUUUUUAGUUUUUACACAUGCCAAAAUCAGUUGACUAUAGAAGGCAGAAAGAAUUUAUGUAGUGUAGGCUGCCUGUAAUAAAGCAUGCACAACUUCACCCUGACGACUCAACAUACACUAGCUAUUCCACAUAGUUCCAUUGAAUAUAUAUAAUACUGCCCCUAAUCCUUGGUUGGUUCA